This is a messenger RNA of Drosophila subpulchrella, 1510 nucleotides long. RefSeq names its product probable G-protein coupled receptor Mth-like 2. The transcript is spliced from 6 exons. Lineage: Eukaryota; Metazoa; Arthropoda; Insecta; Diptera; Drosophilidae. The record is from RefSeq and is a predicted model, not a curated record. Gene Ontology annotation, biological process: cell surface receptor signaling pathway; G protein-coupled receptor signaling pathway. Bases 134 to 1501 code for a protein of 455 amino acids. Gene Ontology annotation, molecular function: G protein-coupled receptor activity. Gene Ontology annotation, cellular component: membrane.
ACUCCUUACAUUGGUUAAAGCUUUCCGUGUUUCUGUGUUUACAAAAAUUUUUUAAAGGUUUCGAAGUAAAGAAAUCAUAUUUAUUUUCAAAAAUAUAAUAAGUACUUAGGAAUAGUCUGUGUAACGAUAUAAAAUGAAACUACUGUUUGGAUUUUUUACUGCAUUUCUAUUGUUUGUGCUGCAAUCCAAUGGUGAGAUUAUCGACUGUGAUUUCUUCGACACUGUAGAUAUCUCGGAUGGAAAAAGAUUCUCAAAUGGCUCAUACCUAUAUGAGAACCUACUCAUUCCCUCCUAUUUGACGGGUGAAUAUGACUUUAAGCUUCUGGCCAACGGAUCUAAGGAGGCUGUAGCGAGCCACAUAAGAGGAUGUGUCUGCAAACUGAGGCCCUGCGUCAGGUUUUGCUGCCCCCAUAACCAAAUAAUACUAGGCGGUCACUGUUACAGUAACACGAAAACGGAUCAGCUGAGUAAUGUCGAUCCUUUCCUGAACGUAACCCUCAACAACGGGUCGGUGGUUAAAAUGCACUAUAGAGAAGAUCUAGUGGUGCAGUGGGACUUGCCCAAGCCCUGUGAGGAAGGCGAUUUGUACUACCUAGAUCACCAAGAAGAAAUGCACAAAUUCACAUUGUUUGAGAAUGAAAUUCUCUUACGCCACUUUGACAACGUGCACCUGAACAAGGCGGAAUACUGCCUUCAGCAUCUUAACUUCACAGACGGUAAUAUUCGAAUUGCACCUCACCACUGCCCAAUGCUGAAUUAUAAAGAGCCGUCCAAAAUUGAACAGACAGUUGCAUUCCUGGGCUACUUUUUCGUCUUGGCUGCCUUUUUCUGGCUUUCUGUAAUCAGCCUGGACCUCUGGAAUGGGAUGAAAGGCGUCUUUGUGUUAGAAAAUCGGUUUUUGGCCUACAAUUGCUACGCGUGGGGAAUGUCGGUGGCCCUGACCGGAGGCACCUAUUUAUCGGAUAAGUUCGUAGAGAACGUGGAUUGGAAUCCUCGUAUGGGCGCCGAAGGCUUUUGUUGGAUCUUCACUCUAAGUUGGUCUGCUAUGCUCUACUUCUAUGGACCGAUAUUAGUGCUGAUUCUCUUCAACAUGACCAUGUUUAUCCUGAUGGCCAUACCUUUAAUAAGAUCAAAGAUGGAACUGAGGAAAUUCGCCCGCAAGGAUGGCAGAAAGCAGAAGCUGAAAUCGGACAAACAAAAUUACGCACUAUUUCUGCGGCUCUUUAUCGUCAUGGGGUUGACGUGGAGCUUAGAGAUAAUCUCCUACUUGGUGCAGAAUACGAUUUGGGCCAAGGCGUUUCUAGUAGCAGAUUACCUCAAUUGGUCUCAGGGUAUUAUCAUAUUUGUGGUUUUUAUUCUACGAUCCAAUACGCUAAAACUAUUAAAGACACAAAUAUUUCCAAAUCACCAGUGGAGUGACAUCAGCAUGAAGUCCAGAGUAACUCGAACUACGACUGGGGAAUCCGUAUCUCAUCAAUCAAGCCCAAGCCUGCUAUUUUGAAGCCGAGCC